GGUGAUUCUGAAGACCGCCCAGUUAUCAUGGCUCAUGCUACUGUUUAUGUGGGUUUUACUGUUCCUCAAUUACUGAGAGGUGCUAGCAGAAUUUUUCCCACUCAUCCUGCAUUGGUGGUGUUGAGGCACUCUGCUUUUUGUUACUGCACAACGAACGGCACAAUAAAAUCAAAGAGGAAAAUGGAUCAUUUAGAGAGGACAGCAAAUAAUUUUCGCCAGGAGGUAAUUUCACAAGCAAAAGUGUGUGGAAUCACCAAUGAAUCAGAGACAGUCAAAAGACUUCGUUUGGCUAUCGCAAAUAAAGAUUUUACUUUCAAAGCAGGACAGUGGGUUGAUUUCUUUAUUCCUGGAGUAUCUGUAGUUGGGGGAUUCUCAAUAUGUUCAAGCCCUGGCCUGUUGGAACAAGAAGGAAUAUUAGAGCUGGCGGUAAAGCACACUGUUCAUCCUCCUGCUCACUGGAUUCACACUGAGUGUACUCUUGACUCAGAAGUGGCUCUGCGAGUGGGAGGUGAUUUCUUCUUUGAUCCUCAGCCUGGUGACUCCCCUGUAAAACUAGUGCUGAUAGCAGGGGGUGUUGGAAUUAACCCAUUGUUUUCUAUACUGCUGCAUAUAGCAGAUCUUCAUGGAUACCAAGAGGGUAAAGGAAAUGGAUACAAAAUGGGAACAGUGAAGCUGUACUACAGUGCAAAAAAUACAAGCGAACUCUUAUUUAAGAAAAAUAUUCUUGGUUUGAUGAAUGCAUUUCCUGGAAAGAUCACAUGUCGUUUCCACGUUACCCAACAGAGUUCACAGAUCUGUAAAGAACUUCAGCCACAUGUUACAGAGGGAAGAAUAUCUGAAAAGGAUCUAGAAAAACAUGUAUCUAAUGAUACUUUAUGGUACAUCUGCGGUCCACCUCCAAUGAUAGAAUCUAUAUCCAAGCUACUAUCCAACAUUGGUGUUCCUAGAAACUGUGUUUUCUUUGAGAAAUGGUGGUAGUGACACCUGCAAAAAAAAACAUUACUUGUUUCCAGUGUAUUUUGAUAAGCUGAAAUGUACAGAAAAUGGACUAUGAAUUAUUUGGAAGAUUGUACUUCAUACACGAAGAUGUCCUCAAUCACGAUGGUGUUCCUUUAAUUUAACUAUAAUACACUUGUAAAACAGUGCUGCUGCUUUUGGGGAAAAAAAAAAGAUUUUAUGUUAAAGACAUUA
Fulmarus glacialis (Northern fulmar) is the source of this 1191-nucleotide messenger RNA. RefSeq names its product oxidoreductase NAD-binding domain containing 1 (gene OXNAD1). Gene Ontology annotation, molecular function: oxidoreductase activity. The record is from RefSeq and is a predicted model, not a curated record. The transcript is spliced from 7 exons. Gene Ontology annotation, cellular component: mitochondrion. Bases 28 to 978 code for a protein of 316 amino acids. Lineage: Eukaryota; Metazoa; Chordata; Aves; Procellariiformes; Procellariidae.